This is a messenger RNA of Sorex araneus (European shrew), 1131 nucleotides long. It is a transcript of the gene RAN, whose product is annotated as RAN, member RAS oncogene family. The record is from RefSeq and is a predicted model, not a curated record. Gene Ontology annotation, biological process: protein import into nucleus; ribosomal subunit export from nucleus. NCBI's taxonomy places the organism in Eukaryota, Metazoa, Chordata, Mammalia, Eulipotyphla, Soricidae. Gene Ontology annotation, molecular function: GTPase activity; GTP binding. Gene Ontology annotation, cellular component: cytoplasm; nucleus. The transcript is spliced from 7 exons. Bases 120 to 770 code for a protein of 216 amino acids.
CCCCGCCCCGCGGCCCGCGCGCGCCGGCGUCGGCUGCGUCUCGGGGCAUUUGAAUCGCGCUUCCGCCAUCUUCCCAGCCCUCAGUCAGACGGGCCCGGAGACGCUUCUGGAAGCUCGGCAUGGCCGCCCAAGGAGAACCGCAAGUGCAGUUCAAACUGGUGCUGGUGGGCGACGGCGGCACGGGCAAGACCACCUUCGUGAAGCGCCACCUGACGGGCGAGUUCGAGAAGAAGUAUGUCGCCACCCUGGGCGUCGAGGUGCACCCGCUCGUCUUCCACACCAACCGCGGCCCCAUCAAGUUCAACGUGUGGGACACGGCCGGCCAGGAGAAGUUCGGCGGCCUGCGGGACGGCUACUACAUCCAAGCCCAGUGUGCCAUUAUAAUGUUUGAUGUAACAUCAAGAGUUACUUAUAAGAAUGUGCCUAACUGGCAUAGAGAUCUCGUUCGAGUAUGUGAAAAUAUCCCCAUCGUGUUGUGUGGCAACAAAGUGGAUAUCAAGGACAGGAAAGUGAAGGCAAAAUCUAUUGUCUUCCACCGAAAGAAGAAUCUUCAGUACUAUGACAUUUCUGCCAAAAGUAACUACAACUUUGAAAAGCCCUUCCUCUGGCUUGCUAGAAAAUUAAUCGGAGAUCCAAACUUAGAGUUUGUUGCCAUGCCUGCUCUCGCUCCCCCAGAGGUGGUCAUGGACCCAGCCUUGGCAGCACAGUAUGAGCACGAUUUAGAGGUUGCUCAGACAACUGCUCUCCCGGAUGAGGAUGAUGACCUGUGAGGAGAUGAAGCUGGAGCCCAGCGUCAGAAGUCUAGUUUUAUAGGCAACUGUCCUGUGAUGUCAGUGGUGCAGCGUGUUUGCCACUUUAUUAUAUAGCUAAAACAGAACAUGUGCUUCAUCUUUGGGAUGCUGAAAGAGAUGAAUGGGCUUCGAGUGAAUGUGGCAGUUUAAAAAAAAACCUUUUUUUUUUUUUUUGGACCGCAUAUUUAGCUGUUUUGGAACUGCAGUUGUCUCCUUUGAGUUUCAGAUCUAAGACUGCUGCAAUCACAUCACAAUACUCAGUGGUGAAAUCUUGUUUGUUACUGUCAUUCCCAUUCCUUUUCGUUUAGAAUCAGAAUAAAGUUGUAUUUCAAAUAUCUAA